Anopheles coluzzii is the source of this 749-nucleotide messenger RNA. RefSeq names its product microsomal glutathione S-transferase 1-like. NCBI's taxonomy places the organism in Eukaryota, Metazoa, Arthropoda, Insecta, Diptera, Culicidae. The transcript has 3 exons. The coding region runs from base 150 to 605 and encodes 151 amino acids. The record is from RefSeq and is a predicted model, not a curated record. Gene Ontology annotation, cellular component: membrane.
CUCCUCCCGGGCAACGCUGAAAACCGAACUUGACAUUCAGCCGGGCAGUCGCGCCCGCAUUUGCAAUUGCACCGGCGCACAGGCAGGCAGCAUUAUAACGGAACCGCUUCCGACAGCAACCAUCAACACAUAAAUUCCGCCAAUCAAACAUGACGACCCUGCUGCAGAACGUGAACGAGGAGGUGUUCCGGACGUACGUCUUCUGGACGGCGGUGCUGGUGGUGAAGAUGCUGGCCAUGUCCGUGCUGACUGGCCGCCAGCGCUUCCGCAAGAAGGUGUUCGCCAAUCCGGAAGACAUCCAGCCCAGCAAGAAGGGCGCCCAGCCCAAGUUCGACGAUCCGGACGUGGAGCGCGUGCGCCGGGCCCAUCGUAACGAUCUGGAGAACAUUCUGCCGUUCUUUGCCAUCGGGCUGCUGUACAUGCUGACCAACCCGGAGCCGUUCAUCGCGAUCAACCUGUUCCGGGCGGUCGCCAUCGCCCGCAUCGUGCACACGCUCGUGUACGCGGUGGUCGUGAUUCCCCAGCCGGCCCGUGGCCUCUCGUGGGCCAUCGCCUACUUUGCCACCGCGUACAUGGCGGUCAAGACGGCCCUGUUCUUCCUGUAAGACCGUGUGGCACAAGCACAAAAAGCGCUACGAGGGCGUACCAGUAACGCGACGGGAGAAAUAAAUUGUGCUGCGAUGGCUGCGCCUUUGGCGGGGGGCGGCCGAUGAACGUUCCAGCCCGUCGCAUCAUGUUUUACAAAUCGA